GAAAGCAGAUCAACAGUGACAGUCAUAUCCCGGGCCAACACUACUGGAAAAGAUUGCUAUAUACAAAUCUGUAGGCCAGUGGGGAUGAGAAAGAUACUGCCCAAGGAAAUUUACAGAAAUGAAAACAAAAUCACAUCUGCUCUGUGAUCAUCUUAUAGUUGAUUUUCUCCAUUCUUCAUUCCCAGCACCCCAAGGCUUUGUGUCCGGCCAUUUGUAGCUACCUUGGACUGCAGCUAUUCUCAUGGUCCAAGUACAAUCCACAGAAACAAAUUUACUUGAUAACAUGCUUUUGCGAAGCUCAGGAAAAUUAAAUGUGGGCACCAAGAAAGAGGAUGGUGAGAGUACAGCUCCCACCCCUCGUCCAAAGAUCUUGCGUUGCAAAUGCCACCACCAUUGUCCAGAAGACUCAGUCAACAAUAUUUGCAGCACAGAUGGAUAUUGUUUCACAAUGAUAGAAGAAGAUGAUUCUGGGAUGCCUGUGGUCACUUCUGGAUGUCUAGGACUAGAAGGCUCAGAUUUUCAGUGUCGGGAUACCCCCAUUCCUCAUCAGAGGAGGUCAAUUGAGUGCUGCACAGAACGGAAUGAAUGCAAUAAAGACCUUCACCCCACUCUGCCUCCCCUGAAAACCAGAGAUUUUGUUGACGGACCUAUACACCAGAAGGCCUUACUUAUAUCUGUAACCGUCUGUAGUUUGCUAUUGGUCCUUAUUAUUUUAUUCUGUUACUUCAGGUAUAAAAGACAAGAAACCAGACCUCGGUACAGCAUUGGGUUAGAGCAGGAUGAAACGUACAUUCCUCCUGGAGAAUCCCUGAGAGACUUAAUUGAGCAGUCUCAAAGCUCAGGAAGUGGAUCAGGCCUCCCUCUGCUGGUCCAAAGGACUAUAGCUAAGCAGAUUCAGAUGGUGAAACAGAUUGGAAAAGGUCGCUAUGGGGAAGUUUGGAUGGGAAAGUGGCGUGGCGAAAAGGUAGCUGUGAAAGUGUUCUUCACCACAGAGGAAGCCAGCUGGUUCCGAGAGACAGAAAUAUAUCAGACAGUGUUGAUGAGGCAUGAAAACAUUCUGGGGUUCAUUGCUGCAGAUAUCAAAGGGACAGGGUCCUGGACCCAGUUGUACCUAAUCACAGACUAUCAUGAAAAUGGUUCCCUCUAUGAUUACCUGAAGUCCACCACCCUCGAUACAAAAUCGAUGCUGAAGUUAGCCUAUUCUUCCGUCAGUGGCCUAUGUCACUUACACACAGAAAUCUUUAGCACCCAAGGCAAACCGGCAAUCGCCCACCGAGACCUGAAAAGUAAGAACAUCCUGGUGAAGAAAAAUGGAACUUGUUGUAUAGCUGACCUGGGCCUGGCUGUUAAAUUUAUUAGUGAUACGAAUGAAGUUGACAUUCCACCCAACACCCGAGUUGGCACCAAACGCUACAUGCCUCCCGAAGUGUUGGAUGAGAGCUUAAAUAGAAAUCACUUUCAGUCUUACAUUAUGGCCGACAUGUACAGUUUUGGACUCAUCCUUUGGGAGGUUGCUAGGAGAUGUGUAUCAGGAGGUAUAGUGGAAGAAUACCAGCUUCCGUAUCAUGAUCUCGUGCCCAGCGACCCUUCUUACGAGGACAUGCGAGAGAUUGUUUGCAUCAAAAAGCUCCGUCCCUCGUUCCCCAACCGGUGGAGCAGUGAUGAGUGUCUAAGGCAGAUGGGAAAACUCAUGAUGGAAUGCUGGGCUCACAAUCCUGCCUCAAGACUGACAGCCCUACGUGUUAAGAAGACACUAGCCAAAAUGUCAGAGUCCCAGGACAUUAAACUCUGAUGUGAGGAGAAGAAAUAAGCAUCUCUGGAGAAAGCCAGGAGAUAUUCUUCUGUUCGUGGGCAGAGCAAAAGAUGUUCCAGAAAUAUCUACAGUACAAGCCUUGAACAUCAUCCUGCUUCCCAGUGGGUUCAGCCUCACCUCUCAGGGAGCAGCCUGGACAAAGAGAAGUUCCCAGAAACACGUUCUCAUCGUGUCUGUCUGUAGGAGGGAGAAAGUGCUUGGGUAGCUUGUUCAAGAUACAUCAUGCAUGUUGCUUUCUAAGAAAGCCCCAUAUUUUGGGAUUGCCUUUUUUUUUCCCUAAAGAUGCUUUAAUUUUGCCAAAAUAGAACAAAUCAUGUAGAAGUUUUAAGGUUUAUACUGUUAUAGUUUAAUAAAUAAUAGCAACAGAAGUUCUUCCCGGAAAUUCUGCUGGAAGGUAAAUUUUAAAAAUACCUUUUUCCAUUAGUGAAAAUGCCUUUUUCCAUUAAAAAGGAAAAAAUACCUUUUUCCAUUAGUGAAAUCUGUUGCACUCUGCACACCAAAAGACAGUCUGCGGAGUUGGAGAACAUAGAACGGAACUCAUGUGAAAAUCUCCCCGCUUCUGCCUCCUCAGACCGCUUUGGCCAGCCCUGCCUACAGGGGCCGCCGCAGCAAUGUGAAUGCACCUGGGCACAAGUACCACCUGUGUGGGGCCACGUUUUGGGUUCCUGUGGGUGCCCUUUUGUAGCUUCAGACGACACGGAACAAAUGAAGGUUUUCUGUGACUCUGUUAGAAGUAGUUAAGUGUCGAUGCCGUUCUUCAGAAAUACUUUGUGUUUCUGAUUCUUUUAAGGCAUUUCUGUCAUGGUGAAGUCCUUUCCUUUUCAUUAAACACAAACAAAGGUGUUUUUUAUGUGCAGAGAAUUGACUCAUGCCUGGUUUUGAUCUCUCAAAUGAAAGGAUCAAUAUUAAAUAAAAUCGCAGUCAGCUGGAUUAAAAACAAGGCUCUUUAAAAUAGAGAUACUUUGCUCCUGUGUUGCAAGAAAAAUGUGUCAGUAGGACAGAGGAUGAGGGUGGGGGUACAGAUGGCCUGUUUCUUGGAUAUGCAGAAGAGCCUGUCUCAGAACCGCAAGGGAAAAGGACACACACCUUAUUUUGUAUAGACAAAGACAGUUUCUUUUGUGUCUGAGUGAAGGGAAGGGGAGGAAAGCACGUUAGGUUAAUUUAACUAAAUUUUAAUUUUAAAAAUAUAAAUAUAACCUCCAGAUGGGACAGCAGAAAGAGCUAGUGGAGGCCACAAAAUGUGGUAGCUGCUGUGACUUGUUUUUCCAAAAUAGAUACGGAUCAAGCACAUACAUCUUACAUGAUAAGUUCCUGUCUUAGAGGAGUGCUGACUCGGUUUAUUUUAUUCUUGUGAUGUUCAGUUCACUUUUUAUUUAUAUAUUUUUUCUUCUCUGUGGCGCUUGUGCAAAACAUCUCACCUCCUCAAUUCUGUGGGGUUUUAAACUUUGGAGGAAUGUGAGGCAAAUCAUUGACAGGGCCAAUAUUCCUUAGCAACAGGAACAUAAAGCUCAGAAUUAUGAACCCCCCUCUCAACUGUGUUCAUUUACAUUUCCUUACUUUUCUUUGGUUUUCUUUUGUUUCUUCGAAAAUCCUGCAGUGUUUAGUGAAGAAUUGGGAAGUGCUUCUCCUUGGUCUUUUUAAAAAGGACGUUCCUUCCAGCACACUCUAGGGGGCACUGUUUUAUAACACAUUUUCACCACUUGGUGCCUGAAGGUUGGAGGGUUUUUCAACAUUUGACAGCUGCAAGGAAAAUGAGAAGAUAUGCCCCUCACUGCUGAAGGAGGCUUGCAGCUGGUGACUUGUUCAUCCCGAAAACCUCUCAGAGCGCAGAGUGGUUGUGAGGCCCGCGUAAGUUUGGGGAGAGCACAAGGAGAACUGGUGUUCUCCGUUCUAAGCAUUCACUUCCCAGUGACUCGUAGCUGCAUUUUGUUUGUAACAAAGAAGGAUUUUCUUAACACUUGAAUAGGAACAAAAUUUCUGGUUUUUAAAGAUCACAAACAGUUGUUUCCAAAUAUAAUUGUAAUCAGAAUGCUGCUUGUAGUAAUAUUAAAAUCACCUGAAUAGCAGUGUAAACAAAGCUUCCUUUCCCUUGCAUCAAAUUGUAUUCUUUGUGAUAGUUUAGAGGGAAUAUGUGUCUAGAACUAUGCGUGAUAAUCAUCUGAGCCGUGGAGAGAAGCUUCAGUGCUUCUAAUCUGAUAAUCUGCAAACACAUGAGUAAACAUGGAUGCCAGUUAAGUGGGGAUGCGUUUGUGUUUCUUGGUUUUCUCCAAAUUUAAGCGAGGUUGGGCUUGUUUACAUCUUCGAUUAAAAAUUCUUGUUCUUUUUGGCAAAUUUUUAUACAUAGAUAACUUCAUAUCAAAAUAUUUUGUGGGGAGGUGAUGAUUUAAAAGUAAACCAGAUUUUUAGAGAGGUGUUAGUUCCAAUGAAGAAGGGAAAGAAAUCAAAACAGCAUCCAGAUUUCUUCUAGAUUAUUUGUUGUUUUGGAAAAAUCUAUAGCUUACGUUCUAACUCUCAAACUGAUUUACUCACGAUGAACAUUUAAAAAUUAUUCUCAAGAUAUUUAAAAAGGUCCCUUUAGUUAUUAGAGUCUUUUGAUGAGAUAGGAAUUUAUUUAUGAGUAGAUUUUUCUUUGUGUCUCACCCAGAUCUGCCUUGCUUAAGGAAUACUAAAUUGUCCUCACAGAGACUACCUACUCACUUCCAAAUAAUCCUUUUUGGUUUUUAAAUUUUUAGUAGCUUAGAAGUGAAUUUUAGUUUUUUGUUUUGUCUUUCAAUAGAAUAAGGGGGAACCUGGAAAUUAUUGUAGCCAAUUGUUUCCUUUCAGGACUCUUUCAAAGUCUAAAAUUUUUCUCCUAAUCACUCCCUCCCCUUCAAGGGAAUCCUCAAAUAUUAGUUGUUAGCUAAUAUAAGUUUCAUAGGCUAAGAUGUUCAGGUUUAUAGUUUAUGUAUGUGUGUACAUAUUAUAUAAAUAUAUAUGUAUAUAUAAAUAUUGUGUUCAGCUUGGAGUCUGGCACAACUCCAUUAUGUGGAUUAGAGAGUAAAAUAUUAUAGAUGAUAAAGUACUAAAUGAAACAUAGUAUUUAUUUAUGAAAGUGUGUAGUUGGUCCAGUCACAAGGAACAGUGCUAUCUAUGAACACUGUGUUGAGGAGACAGGCCCUUGGCUCCUGGACAGCACCAAUCCGAAGUCACUAGUGACCAUUCUUUUUAUUCUUUAAACAUAAAGCUUCUUAGAAAACAUGUCACGAUUUGAUUUACAAGGAAUCCUUUGACACAUUUCAAUUGUGUAGUCAGGUAUAGGAAAUACUGAAUAAUGACAGAAUUUCAUGUUCCUCAGAGUCAUGCAUAUUCAUUAGAAGUUACGGUGGUUUACACUGUUGGUCUGUUCUGGUUCUUCUUUGCUGGUGAGCAGAAAGGCACUGGAAGAAGCCGAAAUUUUUAAAUUUGAAUCGUUCUGCAGUUACAUCUCCUUAGAAAACCCAGUCACAUAGCAGUGGGAAUGAAAGAAGUGGUAUCAGAAGUGAUUUAAUUUAGCAAUUAUGAUUCCUCUUGUAAAACAAAACAAACCACAAUGCCAUAUUUUUUGGAGAGAAGUUGGCACUAUAUAAGGGGUUUUGUUGUCUGUCUGUUUCAAAAGAAGAUUCAUUUGUGUUCUUUUGGGGAACCAGUGCCUUAUUGAAUUUGUAUAUACUGUAAUUAUUCAGGACUAGGGAACAAACAAUUGUAUUUGUUACAAAUUGUAUAUGGCUUUGUUUUAACAUUCCCCGAAAUAAAAUGGUUUCUUUCUCCCCUUGGAAA
Messenger RNA from Neogale vison (American mink), 5608 nucleotides. It is a transcript of the gene BMPR1B, whose product is annotated as bone morphogenetic protein receptor type 1B. Gene Ontology annotation, molecular function: SMAD binding; ATP binding; transforming growth factor beta receptor activity, type I. The transcript is spliced from 13 exons. NCBI's taxonomy places the organism in Eukaryota, Metazoa, Chordata, Mammalia, Carnivora, Mustelidae. The coding region runs from base 242 to 1792 and encodes 516 amino acids. Gene Ontology annotation, biological process: dorsal/ventral pattern formation; BMP signaling pathway; cellular response to growth factor stimulus. Gene Ontology annotation, cellular component: plasma membrane; signaling receptor complex. The record is from RefSeq and is a predicted model, not a curated record.